GCGAAACACGGCACAGAGGAUGAGAGUGUAGGAGAUGGCAAUUAAGACCACAUCUGUAAUCACUGUCAUGAUGGGAACACAGAAACCAUACCAGAUGUUAAUGGAGAUAUCAGCACAAGCAAGCCGGGCAACACCUAUGUGUUCACAGACACGUUUGAGAAGCCAGAACUUGGGUGGGCAGGAGCCAGAAGAGUUGUAGCUGCAAUGACUUCAGCAGUACUGGUGGACAUCCAAGAGGAGGUGACCUGCCCCAUCUGCCUGGAGCUCCUGACAGAACCCCUGAGCAUAGACUGUGGCCACAGCUUCUGCCAAGCCUGCAUCGCAGAGGACAGAGAGGAAUCUGUGAUCAACCAAGAAUGGGAGAGCUGCUGUCCUGUGUGCCAGACCAGCUACCAGCCUGGAAGCUUGCGGCCCAAUCGGCACUUAGCCAGUAUAGUGGGGAGGGUCAGGGACGUGGUGUUGGGCCCAGGGAAGGAGCUGAAGGUGACUCUUUGUGCACACCAUGGAGAGAAACUCCAGCUCUUCUGUAAGGAUGAUGGGAAGCUCAUUUGCUGGCUUUGUGAGCGUUCCCAGGAGCACCGUGGUCACCACACAUUCCUCAUGGAGGAGGUCGCCCAGGAGUACCAGGAGAUGUUCCAGGAGUCUCUGAAGAAGUUAAGGAAAGAACAGCAGGAAGCUGAGAAGCUGAAAGCUGUUCUCAAAGAGAAGAGGGCAUCCUGGAAGAAUCAAAUGGAGCCUGAGAGACAGCGGAUCCAGACAGAGUUUAAUCAGCUACGAAGAAUCCUGGACAAAGAGGAGCAGCGGGAGCUUAAAAAGCUGGAAGAGGAAGAGAGGAAGGGACUGAGUGUGAUAGCAGAGGCUGAAGGUCAGCUGGUCCAGCAGAGCCAGUCUCUGAGAGAGCUUAUCUUGGAUCUGGAGCGGCGAUGUCAGGGGUCAACCGUGGACCUGUUGCAGGAUGUGAGUGAUGUCACGAAAAGGAGUGAGUUCUGCACCCUGAGGAAGCCCCAAGCUCUCCCCACCAAGCUGAGAAGUAUGUUUCGAGCCCCAAAUCUGAAAAAGAUGCUGCGAGUGUUUAGAGAGCUGACAGAUGUCCAGAGCUACUGGGUGGACGUGACCCUGGAUCCUCACACAGCUAAUUUAAAUCUCAUCCUGUCUAAAAACAGGAGACAGAUGAGGUUUGUGGGCAGCACACUGUCUGGGCCUUCGUGUCUGGAAGAACAGUAUGACUGUAGUGUCCUGGGCUCCCAGCACUUCUCCUCAGGAAAAUAUUACUGGGAGGUGGAUGUGACCAAGAAGACUGCCUGGAUCCUGGGGGUGUGCAGUCACUCAGUGGAACCUGCAAGCUCUUUCCACCCAGCCAUGAGCCAGCACCACACCUACUCCAGAUACCAACCUCAGAAUGGAUACUGGGUGAUUGGGUUACAGCAUAAGCGUGAAUACAGAGCCUACGAAGAUUCAUCUCCCUCCCUGCUCCUCUCCAUCACAGUGCCCCCUCGCCGUAUCGGGGUUUUCUUAGACUAUGAGGCUGGCACUGUCUCAUUUUAUAAUGUCACGAACCAUGGUUUCCCCAUCUAUACCUUCUCUAAAUACUACUUUCCCACCAACGUUUGUCCAUAUUUUAAUCCUUGCAACUGUGUAGUCCCAAUGACCUUGCGGCGCCCAAACUCUUAAUCCUGUUUGUUCUUCCCACCUGUCUCUAAGUAGUGCUCUUCACCCUGGGAUUCCUCCACACGUGAUUUACUCUGCUUCAGUAUUGUCUUUAUUCAAUGCAAGCAUGCGACACACAGUGGUGAUCAUGAACAUCUUUGAUUAAUUACAGAUCUUGAGAGGGGUAAAGGGAGGGUUCAGCAUUUUAUCACAAAAUAAAGAAUUUGGUGCAGAUUUUUGGUUGAUGUAAUGAGAUCAAAUUUAGGAAAUGCUCUUCUGUUAAUUUGCUAUGAGGUCUUGUACUUAAUGAAAAACUAAAUUCUACAGAUUCUUUUUCUGUUAUUCAGAAAAUUAAUGCCAUGUUUAUUCUGUUGUGGCCAAGUACAUUGGUUUAUUUCAAUUGUUUUAUCUACCACAAAUUCCUGAAGCAGACUCUUACUAUUCGUUUAUGCAACACUUGAUUUGUUUUUGCUAACACAUUGCUUAGGUUUUGUUUUCAUCCGUGCCUUUGAAAACACAUUUGUCUAUAACUUUACAUUCCUGUAAUACCUUUGUCAGGUUUUAUAAAAUGCCAUCAUGAGCAAAGAGAUUGAUGUGUUUUUGUAUAAAUGUAUAAUUCUGAGUAUUAAAAACAAUCCCCUUCACUGUUAAUUUUGGUGGCUUUAAAUUCAGAUUAAAGGAAGAU
Oryctolagus cuniculus (rabbit) is the source of this 2332-nucleotide messenger RNA. The record is from RefSeq and is a predicted model, not a curated record. NCBI's taxonomy places the organism in Eukaryota, Metazoa, Chordata, Mammalia, Lagomorpha, Leporidae.